This is a messenger RNA of Lacerta agilis (Sand lizard), 3070 nucleotides long. It is a transcript of the gene TRAF7, whose product is annotated as TNF receptor associated factor 7. The record is from RefSeq and is a predicted model, not a curated record. The transcript is spliced from 22 exons. Gene Ontology annotation, cellular component: nucleus; cytoplasm; SCF ubiquitin ligase complex. Gene Ontology annotation, biological process: ribosomal large subunit assembly; proteolysis; protein polyubiquitination. Bases 367 to 2379 code for a protein of 670 amino acids. Lineage: Eukaryota; Metazoa; Chordata; Lepidosauria; Squamata; Lacertidae. Gene Ontology annotation, molecular function: zinc ion binding; ubiquitin-like ligase-substrate adaptor activity; protein binding.
CGAGCGACGCGUGAUCGUCAUUUCCGGCCCGGCUUGCUGGGAGGCCCGGAGGUGGGGAGCAGACAACCAGGCGCUUGGCGGUGCAGGAGCUGGACUCUGCUGGGAGAAGGCGGGGGAGCCACCAUGUGCCGGGGGGCCGCGCUUGGGCCGGCCGCCUCCUCCCCCCGCCACUCCCCCGCGUCAGCAAUUGGUAUUCAGAGGCAUGCUGUCUCCAGCAGAAGAGAGUAGGACUUACCCAUCCAACUUGGUGGCCAUCACUCCUUCUUGGAGCUAGGGCACUGUUGUUGGAUGGGUGCUUCUGGAGAAAGAGAGCUUGUCUUCUUCCAAAGAGGCAGCGUUUAGAACAUUCAAAUGUGGGGUUAGAUUAUGAGCUCCAGUAAGAACACCCGCUACAAUCGUUUCCCCAGUGGUACAACAAACUGUGCUGCUUCAGAAAACACUAACGGGACCAGAAUGGAGACAACUUUUGGGCCUGCUUUUUCUGCAGUGACUACCAUCACCAAAGCGGACGGGAGUAGUACGUUCAAACAGCAUCGCCGGACACCCUCCUCUUCCAGCACGCUCACCUAUUCCCCUCGCGACGAGGACGAUGGCAUGCCACCAAUCAGCACCCCACGCCGGUCUGACUCUGCCAUCUCCAUCCGCUCGUUGCAUUCAGAGUCCAACAUGUCCCUGCGCUCAACUUUCUCUCUCCAUGAGGAAGAGGAAGAGCCAGAGCCGCUGGUGUUUGCUGAGCAGCCCUCAGUGAAGCUCUGCUGCCAGCUGUGUUGCAGUGUGUUUAAAGAUCCAGUAAUCACGACCUGUGGGCACACAUUUUGCAGAAGAUGUGCCUUAACCUCUGAGAAGUGCCCGGUGGACAACGCCAAACUGACUGUGGUGGUCAACAACAUUGCUGUUGCUGAGCAAAUUGGGGAGCUCUUCAUUCACUGCAAGUACGGCUGCCGGCCCGCUGCAAGUGGCAAGCCUCCAGCCUUUGAGGUGGACCCUCACGGGUGCCCCUUCACCAUUAAACUGAGUGCCAGAAAGGACCAUGAAAGCAGCUGCGAUUACAGACCGGUUCGCUGCCCCAACAACCCCAGCUGCCCGCCACUUCUCAAGAUGAACCUGGAAGCGCAUCUCAAGGAGUGUGAGCACAUCAAGUGCCCCCAUUCCAAAUAUGGGUGUACAUUCAUAGGAAACCAAGACACAUAUGAGACCCACUUGGAAAUGUGCAAGUUUGAGGGCCUGAAGGAGUUCCUCCAGCAGACAGACGAUCGCUUCCACGAGAUGCAGGUGGCCAUGGCACAGAAGGACCAGGAAAUUGCUUUCCUGCGCUCCAUGCUGGGCAAGCUCUCGGAGAAGAUCGACCAGCUGGAGAAGAACCUGGAGCUGAAGUUUGAUGUCCUGGACGAGAACCAGAGCAAGCUGAGUGAGGAUCUGAUGGAGUUCCGGAGAGACGCUUCCAUGCUGAACGAUGAGCUGUCCCACAUCAAUGCUCGGCUGAACAUGGGAAUCUUGGGCUCAUAUGACCCCCAGCAGAUCUUCAAGUGCAAAGGCACUUUUGUUGGUCACCAGGGCCCUGUCUGGUGCCUGUGUGUCUACUCCAUAGGGGACUUACUCUUCAGCGGCUCUUCAGACAAAACGAUUAAGGUGUGGGAUACCUGUACCACAUACAAGUGCCAAAAAACCUUGGAAGGCCACGAUGGGAUAGUCCUGGCUCUCUGCAUCCAAGGGAAUAAGCUGUACAGUGGCUCUGCUGACUGCACCAUCAUUGUCUGGGAUAUUCAAACCUUGCAGAAAGUUAACACUAUCCGGGCCCAUGACAACCCUGUCUGCACGCUGGUCUCCUCACACAACAUGCUUUUCAGUGGCUCCCUAAAAGCCAUCAAGGUCUGGGACAUCGUGGGCACUGAGCUGAAGCUGAAGAAGGAGCUGACGGGCCUUAACCACUGGGUCCGUGCACUGGUGGCAUCCCAGAAUCACCUCUACAGUGGCUCCUACCAAACGAUCAAGAUCUGGGACAUUCGGAACUUGGAGUGUGUACAUGUCCUGCAGACGUCGGGUGGGAGCGUCUACUCUAUCGCUGUCACCAACCACCACAUUGUCUGCGGCACCUAUGAGAAUCUCAUUCACGUGUGGGACAUUGAGUCCAAAGAGCAGGUGCGUACCCUGACGGGACACGUGGGCACCGUGUAUGCCCUGGCGGUCAUCUCCACGCCAGACCAAACCAAAGUCUUCAGCGCUUCCUAUGACCGGUCAUUGCGGGUAUGGAGCAUGGAUAACAUGAUCUGCACUCAGACUCUGCUACGCCACCAAGGCAGCGUCACAGCACUGGCUGUCUCUCGGGGUCGCCUGUUUUCUGGUGCUGUUGACAGCACGGUUAAGGUUUGGACAUGCUAGUGGGUGCCACUGCCUGCUUGUGGACGGCAGACUACCAAAUAAUCCUCCGGCUCACACGUCGUCCUGCUUCCUUGUGCUCCGACGCUCCUCCCACUGUGCGCGCCAGCCGUGAGCGAGCUUCACAGCCCACGUACCUCAGCACUGCCACCCCUGACGCAGCAGGCCCUGUCCCAAGCAGGGCUGUUUGGAGAUAAAGCUCGCAAGGCCACAUCACAGCGGCACCGUUUCUGAUGGAACAAGUAGGGCACUGCAGCCUCAAGACAGCAGCGUUUGGGUGAAGUGGGAUUAGAUUGAUGAUCCAGGUGUGAGCACCCACAAUGCACCUUUGCCAACAGCAGUGCCAGAGCCAAGGAUUGGGGGUGAAGGGGAGAAGACCCCUCUCUCUUCUGGCAUUUAAAUGUAUCUGCUAAGCUCUUUCAUUUGUGCCCACCGCCAAUGAUAAAGACCAGUUUUCCCCUCAUGUAACCAGGUACGAUUUUUAUGUCUCAAAGAUUCCCAUCCCUCACAUCAGGUACCGCAAGGCCAUCCAUUCACAGCAUCAUGUCAUAACGGCACCAAGCCCCCAAUGGUUUAAAACAAAAACAGGGAGAGCCCACUGUUGUGUUUUUACUGACAUUUUCUACUGUUUUUAAGAUUGUGAUAUAGAUUUGGAUUAUUUCUUCCUUGACAAUAAAAGUGGACCAUUGUUUUA